Messenger RNA from Zasmidium cellare ATCC 36951, 2196 nucleotides. RefSeq lists its product as uncharacterized. Gene Ontology annotation, molecular function: mRNA binding. Lineage: Eukaryota; Fungi; Ascomycota; Dothideomycetes; Mycosphaerellales; Mycosphaerellaceae. Gene Ontology annotation, cellular component: exon-exon junction complex. Bases 1 to 2196 code for a protein of 731 amino acids. The record is from RefSeq and is a predicted model, not a curated record. The transcript has a single exon. Gene Ontology annotation, biological process: mRNA processing.
AUGGCGGCUGGACGCUCAUUCAAAUCGCUCGUGGGUCGCCGGCGACGUGCCGAUGAGGAGGGCGAAGAUGAAGAGGGCCCGGUGAUGGUUGAGGAUUCGCAGAGUGAAGGAUCGGUUCUGACCGAUGGGGAUGAUGAGGAGAUGGACGCAAGCAGCCUGGGAGGAGACGCUGCACCGGUGGAAGGGCAAGCGGAGGAUACUGAGGCAGCAGCCAACGGAGCCAAGACUGCAGGCAAGAAGGCACGGAAAGGCAGGAAGAAGAGCGGAAAGAAAGUGGGCAGAGACCAGGCACAGGACGAAUUACCGCAGCCGCAAGCCAACAGCACGUUCAAACCGAUGGCUGAUACCGAGGCGAUGAUGAAUGGGCUCAAGAUCGAAGAGCAGCCCGCGCAAGACAUGGUGGACUUCGAGGACAGCGUUUCAACCGCAGCUCCCCCUGUCUCGCAAGGCACUGUGAUUGUAUCUGGCAACGGCGAGACGCCCAUGGAGAGGCAGCGACGGGAGCACGAAGAGUACAAGAGAAAGCGCGAUGCGGAUCCAGCUUUCAUCCCCAACCGCGGCGGAUUCUUCAUGCACGACACUCGCAGCAACCACGGGCAGGGCGCACCGCCAGUCAGAGGCGUAUGGAACACAAGAGGCCGAGGGCGAGGAGCAAAUGUAGGAGGACCGUUUUCGCCUGCAAAUCAGAUGGCACACACAGAAAGAGCAGCUGAGAAACCAUGGAAACACGAUCUCCACGAUACGAUCAAUGAGGAACCGACCGCGCCGGCCAAACCAGUAGAUACGCCGCAAGAUCACGACGAGUCGAAUCGCCUCUUCCCCAGGAUGCAGGGCAACAAUCAGAACCAGGCAUCUCGAGUACUAUCCUUCUCCAGCACGACGCUGGUAGGCAAAGUUCAGAUCCGUGUCUACCUCCCUGGUAUGAAGGCGCCUAUUACCUUCUCAGAGGUGCCUUGGAAGCAGUAUGCUCGCCUCCCAGACCACAGACCGCCGCUUCGUCGCGAUAAACCAGUGCGGAUCUCACUGCCAGGUCACACUCAGCGCUAUAUCUUCCCUUCGCCCGACCGAUCCUUCAUCUUCAUCCCUAGGCAGAUGAGGCCAAACCAGCAAGGAUUCGGUCGCAAUGCAUAUCAGAGGAGUAUUGGUGGAUAUGGGUAUUCCAGCCGGCGGACGAGCAUGUACGGUGGUAGCAUGUACGCAGCCAGCGUUGCAGCAAGCCGGCGCUCGUCGUUUGCGAGCAAUGCUAGGGACACGGCCUUCUCGCCCGUUGGAUCUUACACAGGCGCCAUGCCGCCGAAUAGACCAGUGGUCAGACUACCGCACGGCUCGCAAUCGCACUUUUCGGCGUCAAGCACUCCGAUGGGGCCCUUGUCCGGACACCAGACCCCUACUGGCAUGCAGGUACAUACCUUCCCCCUUCCGCAACAGCCAACUUUCCAAGGCACUCCGACAACAACCGUACACCAGCCGAGACCGCAAAAGGCAAUUUCUGUUACCGGCAUCGAGUCGCCCGCUGUACUGCAGCAAGCACCCGCGCCUGCAGAGAUGCAGCCGUUCCAGAACCAGUUGCCUGCGCAUAUACAUGAACAGGCGCCCGCAUUCAACCAGGCGCAGCCAGCGCAGGCGUACUUCUCUCCUCGCCAGCAGUAUGCAUACGCUCAGCAGCCGCCGCCGAACGGUACACCCUUGUCGGGUAUUCCUGAGCAAGCCAUUCACGCUCCAUCGUUUCAACCGCCGAUGAUGCAGUACGGCCAAGGAUACUAUCCUCCAUACCCGCAGCAAGGCUACUACUACCCUCCAGGCCCCAACGGAUACCAGCCAAUGCAGAUGUAUGUCCCACCACCACAAGGCUAUAUGAUAUCGCCGCUUGGUGGCCCUAUGCCGCCGCCUUCGUCGGCUCCACAACACCCUCCACCACAACCACAGGAGCCUGAGCAGCAGUCGCAGCAAGGACAACAGGCGCAGCCACAAUCAGGAAUGGUUGCUCACGAAAGCAAUGGCAUGGUAUUUUAUAUGCCUGCCUCGGAAGCCCAGCAGCAAGCUCAGGGUGAAAGCUACCAACCUGCAGAAAGCUUCGUUCCUUCAUAUGCAAUGCCCGGCUUGCCGCCUCCUACGCCUGCUCCGGACGCGAACUACUACUAUCCCUCACAGAUGCCGAUGGGUGGCAUGCCAUACUAUCAAGGCCAGCCGCAAUAG